Molecule: messenger RNA, 1848 nt
Organism: Rotaria sp. Silwood1
Lineage: Eukaryota; Metazoa; Rotifera; Eurotatoria; Philodinida; Philodinidae
Source: the annotation of a GenBank genome assembly
AUGUCAUCAGCUGAAGUUGAUUUAGGUCGACGAAAAGCACCUACAUGUCAUGCUUUAAAAAUAUAUGGUGAUGAUCUCAUAGUCAAUGUUCAAAUAGAAAACUUCAAUCCUGUUAUCGGUCGUGAUAAAGAAAUUCGUCAAAUUAUUGAAGUUUUAUCAGGAUCAAUAAAAAAUAACAUUAUUUUAGUUGGAGAAGCGGGUGUGGGAAAAACAAGUAUUGUUAAAGGUUUAGCACACUUUAUUAUUGAGCAAGAUAUUCCUGAUACAUUACCUCAACGUUUGAUUACAUUAAAUAUCAAAGAAUUAAUUAAUAAUGGAAAUCAUCUUGAUGAAUUUGAAAAACGUUUUAUAUCAGUUUUAAAAGAAAUAAAAAGUUUAAAUGGUGAAAUUAUUUUAUUUGUAGAUGAAAUUCAUUUAGUUGUUCAUGCAAAAGAUACAAUGGAUUCGACAAAAUUAUUCAAAUCAAUGUUAAUUGAUGGUGAAUUUCGUUGUAUUGGUGCAACAACUAUCGAUAAAUAUAAAACAUAUAUUGAAGAAGAUCCAGUAUUUGAAAAAUACUUUCAACAAGUUUUGGUUAAAGAAAUAUCAGUUGAUGAUUGUGUUUCAAUAUUACGUAGUGUAAAAGAUCGUUGUGAAUCACAUUUUGGUGUUCAAAUUCUUGAUACAACUUUAGUUAACGCCGCAAAAUUAUCUAGUCGUUAUAUAAAAAAUCAAUUUUUACCUAAUAAGGCUUUUUAUUUAAUUAAUGAAGCAUGUUUAAUGGCAUGUCAACGAGCGAAUAGUCAACCUAAACUAAUUGAUCAAUUAGAAUAUGAAAAAUUACAAUUAAAUGUUGAAGCAACAAAAAUAUCGGAAGAAAAAAAAUCAACUCUACCUUCCGACAUGGAAUAUGAAACGAUUCCUAAUCUUGAAAAAAGAAUUGUAGAAAAACAAGAUAAAAUUACUGAAGAAAAUAAACAAGAAGAAGAUCGAUUGUUAAAUAUAAUUGUUCAACCAAAUAUUAUCUUUGAAAUAGGACCAAUUGGUGUUGGUAAAACAGAGUUAGCAAAAAUAUUAGCAUUAGGAUUAUUUGGUUCAAUAGAAUCAAUAAAUCAUAUUAAUAUGAAUAAAUAUAUUGAAUCUCAUUCAACUGCUAACUUAAUUCAUAUAAAACAAGAUAAUGUUGUUUGUGGAAAAUUAAUAGAAGAUGUUCAAAACCAACUUUAUAACGUUAUUUUAUUUGAUGAAGUUGAAAAAGGUCAUCCACAAAUUUUGGAUAUAAUAUUAAAAAUUUUAAAUGGUGAUUGUCUUAUUAAUGAAAAAGGUCAAAUAAUUGAUUUUACAAAUACCAUUAUUAUUUUAUCCACAAGUAUUGAUGCACAAUAUAAAUCCAAACAAGUUAAAAAUGUAAUUUAUUCAAAAAAAAAUUCCGAUGAAGAAUUAUCUCAAGCAAUUAAAGAUCAUUUGAUGGAAAAAGUUCGUUUACAUUUUCGAUCUGAGUUUCUAAAUCGUUUGGAUGCCAUUGUAUUCUUUCAACCUCUUUAUUUUAAUGAACUUUCAUCUGUAAUUCAUCUUCAAUUACAAUCAAUUGGAGAACGUUUCAAAGAACAAUAUAUUACAUUUGCUUUAACUGAUGAAGCUAUUCAAUCAAUUCUUAAGAGAUCUUAUAAUCCAGCUUAUGGUGUUCAAUCAUUAAAAACUUAUCUGGAACAACAUAUCAUAAAUAAACUUUCAACAUUACUAACACGAACUGAAAUUCCCUCACAUUGUCAUGUUACAAUUGAUACUGGUGCAAAUGAUUCAUAUAAAUUUGAUAUUCAACAAUCAUUAACAACAAGUUCAACUUCACACUUAAACAUAAAAAAUUAG